GCUGGCAAGCGGUUUUUAACGAGACGUAUUAAACGUAAACAUAUUCUGUUUGAAAAUGUCGCAAGAAAAUUUACUUGAACGGAAGAACGUUUUGGUUGACUGUUCUGAAGUGGAGCUUGAAACAUCUAAAGACAUUUGUGUUAAGCUGCUCUGUAAACUCAAGGCCGAAGGCAGUGAGGAACUUUCGUCCCUGUUAUGUUUCAAGCAAGACUUGAUAAAAGGGAAUCUUGAGCUCAGUGAGGAGAUGCAGAACCUGAAGAAAGAAGUGGAGGCACUUAAAAAUCAGUCAUGUUCCACACAAGACUUGUCAAAAGAGAAUUUGGAGCUCAAGGAGGAGAUACAAAACCUGAAGAAAGUACUGAAGAUACAUCAAAAUCAGGAUGUGACUCAUGAAGGUUUGGAGGCUGUUCUCAAUGACAGGCUUCAAACUCAGACACUGGAAGCUGUGACAGUCACAGGUCCACUACAAGAGAAGCACGAGCACCUGGAGGAUCGUGUGAAUCGCCUGGAAGGAGAGCAAGAAAAUGUACUGGAUCAAGUAAGUCAACUGAAACCUCAGUUGAUGGACACUGCAGUGGCCGAUAGAAAGAAGGGAUAUGAGUCGGAGCACUUGGACAUGGGCCCAGCGAACGUGUCGGAGAGUUCAGGGUUAGUUGAGAAGCCUACCAAGUCUGAGGUGACAGCCAGCCAGGUCAGAGAGCAGAGAAAGCAGAGAGACCAGAGAGAAGCCAGAGGACAAAAGCAACAGCUUCAUCUGCAAGCUUCAUCUGCUGACCUCAGGAAUGCAGUGCAGAAGCUGGAAAAGGAGAUGCAAAAUGUGAAGCAAGAACUGCUGGCUCUCAGAGUGGACCAGAAUAGAGGCCUAGAUAAGGAAAUGCAGGAUAAGCAGGACAGCCUCCAGGCCAUGCUAGAUAAUAAGAUGGCAUCUUUAUCCUCUAUGCUGUCAUCGAGCCAACAGCAGGGAGAUCAGGAAUCCCCAGCAGGUUCAUUGGGUGAGGAAGGUACUGCUCAACCUGCACAGCUAUCAGGCUUGGUGGAUCAGAGAACUCUCAAGCAGCUAGAGCCCCAAAGGCUAUCGGGCAUGGUGGAUCAAAGAACCCUUGAGCAGCUAGAGCCCCAACGUCUGUCGGGCUCGGUGGAUCAGAGAACCCUCGAGCAGCUAGAGCCCCAACGGCUAUCGGGCUCGGUGGAUCAGCGAACUCGUGAGCAGCUACAGCCCCAACGGCUGUCGGGCUCAGUGGAUCAGCGAACUCGUGAGCAGCUACAGCCCCAACAGCUAUCAGGCUCGGUGGAUCAGAGAACCCUUGAGCAGCUAGAGCCCCAAAGGCUAUCAGGCAUGGUGGAUCAAAGAACCCUUGAGCAGCUAGAGGCCCAAAGGCUAUCAGGCCCGGUGGAUCAAAGAACCCUUGAGCAGCUAGAGCCCCAACGGCUGUCGGGCUCAGUGGAUCAGAGAACUCUCGAGCAGCGAGAGCCGCAGCAGCUAUCGGGCUCGGUGGAUCAGCGAACUCGCGGGCAGCUACAGCCCCAACAGCUAUCUGGCUCGGUGAAUCAGAGAACUCUUGAGCAGCGAGAGCCCCAACGGCUAUCAGGCUCGGUGGAUCAGAGAACUCUCGAGCAGUUAGAGCCCCAAUGGCUAUCAGGCUCAGUGGAUCAGAGAACUCUCAAGGGGCUAGAGCCUCAACGACUAUCAGGCUCGGUGGAUCAGAGAACUCUCGAACAGUUAGAGCCCCAACGGCAAUCUGGCUUGGUGGAUCAGAGAACUCUCGAGCAGCGAGAGCCCCAACGGCAAUCUGGCUUGGUGGAUCAGAGAACUCUCGAGCAGCGAGAGCCCCAACGGCUAUCAGGCUCAGUGGAUCAGCGAACUCUCGAGCAGCUACAGCCCCAACGGCUAUCGGGCUCGGUGGAUCAUAGAACUCUCGAGCAACUGCAGCCCCAACUGCUAUCGGGCUCGGUGGAUCAGAGAACUCUUGAGCAGCUACAACCCCAACGGCUAUCUGGCUCGCUAGAUCAGAGAACUCUCGAGCAGCGAGAGCCCCAACGGCUAUCAGGCUUGGUGGAUCAGAGAACUCUUGAGCAGCCACAGCCACAAUGGCUAUCUGGCUCAGUGGAUCAGAGAACUCUUGAGCAGCUACAACCCCAACGGCUAUCUGGCUCGCUAGAUCAGAGAACUCUUGAGCAGCGAGAGCCCCAGCGGCUAUCGGGCUCGGUGGAUCAGAGAACUCUCGAGCAGUUACAGCCCCGACGGCUAUUGGGCUUGGUGGAUCGGAGCAUGAAUACAAGUGAGCUGUUUGACCGCUUUGAGAAUCUGGAGAGCAUCGUUGCUGGUCUUAUGAAGCAGGAAACCAGUGGCCGGACAUUCCAAACCACUAACCUUGCUGAGUAUGAAGCACUCCAUUUUAAAAUCACCGAGCUGAUGAAGGAACGUGAGCAGGAACAAAGUCAUAUUGCGCACCUGUACAAGACUGUGAAGGAGCUGGACGAGAAGAAGGCAGACAAGAAGGCAAUGAAAAGUGGAGAUAAAGGCAUUACAGCAGAUAUGCAGGCACUGGAGGCACGGGUCCUGGUGUGUGAAGCAACAAUAGAACGGCUGAACAGGAUGUUGCAGGAUCUACCCAACAUCACAGAGCAUGAGGAGAAUUAUAAUAAGGUUAUUGAGAAAAUCUCCGUGGAACUGGACUGCAAGUUGAACCGCACUGAGCUGGAACCUCUGAAGAAGCAGGUAAAGAAUUGCCAGACAAAAAUUCAGAAGCAGCUAGAGGCCCAACUUUCCCCACCCUGUAAUGAUGCUGCUGUUGUCAAGACCCAGUUCACAGGGUCCUGCUGCCUCUCCUGUAAUCGCACUGUCAGCAUGAAAGCUCCUGGACCACCCCUGCCGGUAUUGCUCAGACCUCCAAAUUUUCCCCUUCCAAAGCAUUGCGGGAGGAGUACAGGACAGAAGUUGGAAGAGGAGGUGCAAAAUGUGAAGCAAGACUCGCUGGCGCUCAGAGUGGACCAGAAAAGAAGGCUAGAUAAGGAAAUGCAGAAUAAGCAAGGUAGCCUCCAGGGCACGCUAGAUAAUAAGAUGGCAUCUUCAUCCUCUAUGCUGUCAUCAAACCAGCUGCAGGCAGAUCAGAAAUCCCCAGUAGAUCCAUCAAGUCAGGAAGAUGCUGCUCAACCCGCACAGGUAUUAAGCUUGGUGGAUCAGAGAACUCUUGAGCAGCUAGAGGCCCAACUUUCCCCAACACGUAAUGAUGCUGCUGUUGCCAAGACCCAGUUCACAGGGCUCUACUGCCUCUCCUGUGAUCGCCCUGUCGAAAUGAAAUCUGGACCACCCCUGCAGAUAUUGCUCAGGUCUCCAAGUAUUCCCAUUCCAAAGCAGUGCGGGAGCCAGUUCACAGGGUUCUACUGCCUCUCCUGUGAUCACCCUAUCGACAUGAAAUCUCCUGGACCACCCCCCACUGGUGUUUCCAAGGCCUCCAAGUUUACCCCUUGGAAAGCAACACCAGAGGCUGAGGCCAUGCACUAAACUGGGUCAGAGAGAGACUGACAGCUGCAGUUUCGAUGGGCACGUCUACAAGGAAUGUCCAGACACUAGUUAUGUGAAUGCUAUGGAAGUGAGACCGCCCACCUUCUCUU
Molecule: messenger RNA, 3615 nt
Organism: Neoarius graeffei (lesser salmon catfish)
Lineage: Eukaryota; Metazoa; Chordata; Actinopteri; Siluriformes; Ariidae
Product: nucleoprotein TPR
Exons: 22
Coding region: 56-3505 (1149 amino acids)
Source: RefSeq, a predicted model, not a curated record